Molecule: messenger RNA, 969 nt
Organism: Dentiscutata heterogama
Lineage: Eukaryota; Fungi; Glomeromycota; Glomeromycetes; Diversisporales; Gigasporaceae
Source: the annotation of a GenBank genome assembly
AUGCAGGCUACUACAUAUAGUAAUCAUAAGUCUUACAUAUUUAAUUCCUAUACUAUUAUUGUCAUUCUCUUAGCCUUUGAGAAGAUUAUGGCUGGUUUUUUUAACUUUAGCGCGCCAGUUGAUAUUGACGUUCGAUUCAACGGUGAAGAAAAUAGAAAGUUAGUGGAAGUAAAAAUUGAUAAGGACCGUCGGGAGAAAUUUCCUUUAUACUUUGAUGGUGAGACAGUAGCCGGAAGGGUUACUAUUAGACCUCGAGACGGCAAAAAACUUGAACAUCAGGGCAUUAAAAUUGAAUUUGUUGGAAACAUUGAGCUAUUCUAUGAUCGUGGUAACCAUUAUGAAUUUACUGCACUUGUUCAAGAAUUGGCUGUACCCGGUGAAAUGCGUCAACCACAAUAUUUUGACUUUGAAUUUAAAAACGUUGAAAAACCAUAUGAAAGUUAUCACGGAAUAAAUGUCAAGUUGAGGCGUUUAACGGAUAUUGUGAACGAGAAAGACAUAUGGGUUUAUUCGUAUCGUAUGCCACCAGAUAGUAAUAGUUCUAUUAAGAUGGAAGUGGGUAUCGAAGACUGUUUACAUAUUGAAUUCGAAUAUAACAAAUCAAGAUACCAUCUUAAAGAUGUCAUUGUAGGAAAGAUUUACUUCCUACUUGUUCGUAUAAAGAUUAGGUAUAUGGAACUGUCUAUUAUUCGUCGGGAAACAACUGGUGCAGCACCAAAUCAAUAUAAUGAAAGUGAGACGAUUACUAAAUUUGAGAUUAUGGACGGUGCACCAGUACGUGGUGAGACGAUUCCCAUUCGUCUGUUUCUUGGUGGAUUUGAGUUGACACCAACCUUCCGUGAUGUAAACAAAAAAUUCUCCACGCGUUAUUAUCUCAAUCUUGUUCUUGUUGACGAAGAGAACCGGAGGUACUUCAAACAACAAGAAAUCACUAUUUACAGAAGAAGAGUUGAUGAUGGACAUUUGUAG